AUGACUGAAAUUCCACCACUCAAUGGCAAUUACGCACCACAAGCCUGCACGGCAUGUAGGAAGCGAAAAGGCAGAUGCGACAAGGCGCUCCCUUGCUGUAAUUUCUGUAAAACGAGAAGCCAACUUUGCUAUUAUCCUGACAAGAUUGUUCAGACCACUCUCCGCCAAACAGCAUGCUUCCCACCGGCUUUCUUCCUUGACCAUGGCCUACCUAGCGCAUCUUCUUUCUCCAUUCCGCCACCCGACCUUGAGAUACCUCCCUAUGUAUCGGCUGAAGUCGGGAACUUAUUGCAGCGAAAUUUAAUUGCAUCUCGUUUCUUUGCCACUAUCCAUCUAUGGAUGCCGAUUGUCUCAAAGCGGCGGUGGUUCAAUACCCUUUUAAGCCCGCUAAGCCUGGAUCGUGCCGACGUUGCUCUUCUCUGCAUAGCUAUGAAGUUGAUGUUGUGGUUGCCAACUGCCAACAGUUCAGAUCCACAUACCACAACCUAUGUCGCAGCUCGACAAUUUCUAUACAGUUGGGAAAUAUCCAGGGCACUUACUCUUCCAACCCUUCAGGCGGCUGUCCUAAUAACCUUAUAUGAGAUUGGCCAUGCUAUUUAUCCUGCGGCCUACCUCUCUAUUGGUGUUUGUGUCCAAUAUGCUGCUGCCUUGGGGCUUGAUUGGAGAACAACUUAUUGGAAAGAAGGUGAUCGAGACUGGGUUGAGUCCGAGGAACGCCGCCGGGUUUGGUGGGCCAUUGUCAUUUUAGAACGAUAUAUCUCAUUAGGAUACCCACAGCGCCGAGUUAUUACCAAAGGGCCUAGUAGAGAUGAAAAGCUGCCUAUUGAUGACAUAGCAUGGGACAACGAGAUUAUGAUGCCAAGCUAUCCAAUGACCGUAUCCUCGCCGAGCAAUAUAAAUAUGGGUAGAUUUGCUCGCCUGUCUCAGGCGACUUAUCUCUUAGAUCGAGUAUUGCAGCAAUUACAAGAUGAUGCGGUUUUCUCUGAAUCGCUCGUCGAAGAAGACAUUCAACUAGAUAAAGCUCUUCAUGCGUUGCUGGCUUUUACAGAAAGUGAAAGUAAUCGAAGAGAGAUACGAAUUUGCUCUCAGGCUGCACUCUGCCAAAGGUUCAUAUUUUACACAACGCUACGUUUAUAUGAAGCUAAUUUUGGUGUUUUUCUUCAGUGCGCUUGCAGUCCUUCACAUUCCAUGGUUAUACUCAAGGUGUGA
Trichoderma virens Gv29-8 is the source of this 1209-nucleotide messenger RNA. RefSeq lists its product as uncharacterized. NCBI's taxonomy places the organism in Eukaryota, Fungi, Ascomycota, Sordariomycetes, Hypocreales, Hypocreaceae. Gene Ontology annotation, molecular function: DNA-binding transcription factor activity, RNA polymerase II-specific; zinc ion binding; DNA binding. The record is from RefSeq and is a predicted model, not a curated record. Gene Ontology annotation, biological process: regulation of DNA-templated transcription; DNA-templated transcription. Gene Ontology annotation, cellular component: nucleus. Bases 1 to 1209 code for a protein of 402 amino acids. The transcript has 4 exons.